AUGUCGUCGAGCUCGAGCGUGACGAGCGUCGGCCCGCGCGCCUCCCCGGCGUUACUGCCAGACAUGCGUUUGGAGCAGUUUUUCCUAUCGACGAUUCGACAGCAUGUCCUCAUUGAUGGCGUGUCUCCCGAGUCGUACGUCAACGCCACACAUACCCCAUGGGACAAGGUAUACCACAUCGAAUGGCGCGCCUUGCUUCGUUUGCUAUGGUGGGAGCAGCUCGUAUCACCGCUAUGGCAGGGCGUGCUUUGGGGCAUGGGCGGCGUCGCGCUGGUGUGCGCGCGCCAGUCGCUCUUGUACACCCAGACGGCCAAGGUCCCACCUCCGCCCCGCCCACAAGGCCUCAUUCCUUUCCUCACGCAAAUUCUAGCGCGCCUCGGCCUGGGAGGACUCGCUAUUUAA
Molecule: messenger RNA, 402 nt
Organism: Malassezia restricta
Lineage: Eukaryota; Fungi; Basidiomycota; Malasseziomycetes; Malasseziales; Malasseziaceae
Exons: 1
Coding region: 1-402 (133 amino acids)
Source: RefSeq, a predicted model, not a curated record